AUGGCCUCGGAAACAAAACCCCCCAUCAAGGGCAUCCUCAAGAAACCAAAGACCACCGCCACCCAAAGCCCCGCACAACAACCCACCACCGCCACAGCAACACCAAAAGGCAAGGCCCCGCAGCCCCCCAGACAGGACCCCCGCCAGAUCGCCCUCCAGCACGCCCGCAUCCUCCAGGACCGCAAGGACACAGAGGCCCAGAUCCUAGAAAACGUAAUCGCCCUCCUCGACCUCCCCCUCGACCCCAACACCCCCGCCGGCAGCCCAGACCCCGCCGACGCGCACCUCUUCCUCUCCCUCGUCCGCAUCUUCCAGCCCUCGGACUACGACGACCUCAUCACGGAGCGCAACCUCGACGGCGACAAGUGCGGCUACGCGCUGUGCGGCAGCCGGCGGCGGAAAUACAAGGGCGCGGGCACGUACAAGAUGGUCAACAAGGGCCGCCGCGACUUUGAUAUCGUCGAGACGCGCGAGCUCGAGCGCUGGUGCGGCGCCGCGUGCGCCCGCCGCGCCCUGUGGGUCAAGGUCCAGCUCAACGAGACGGCCGCGUGGGAGCGGGUCGGGCUGCCCGAGAUCGCGAUCGAGCUGUACCCGGAGGAGAAGGAGGCGGCGGCGGCGGCGGGUGGUGCUUCCGCUUCCGCCGCCGCCGCCGGGCCUUCCGGGGAGGGGGAGAAGGGAGAAGCAGUGGGCGGCACGGACGAGCCUGCGAGGCUGGCUGCUGAGAUGGCCCGGCUGCAGCUGCGCGAGGACCGCAGGGCCGCCGAGGACCGCAGGGCCGCCGAGGACGCCAGGAACCUGGCCCUGGAGAGGGGCGAGGAUGUUAAGAAGGCGGCGGCGCCCACGGCCAAGGUGGACGUUGUCGUUCGCGAGAAGACGGUCAUGACACGGGCGGAGGCCCCUGCCCUCGGUGAUGGUGGUGCUGAUGAUUCCAUCGAGGGGUAUAAGGUCAAGUUCUCGACCGAACCUGAAAAGGCUUCGUAG
Diaporthe batatas is the source of this 981-nucleotide messenger RNA. RefSeq lists its product as uncharacterized. Gene Ontology annotation, cellular component: cytoplasm; nucleus. The transcript has a single exon. NCBI's taxonomy places the organism in Eukaryota, Fungi, Ascomycota, Sordariomycetes, Diaporthales, Diaporthaceae. The record is from RefSeq and is a predicted model, not a curated record. Gene Ontology annotation, molecular function: RNA polymerase core enzyme binding; RNA polymerase II CTD heptapeptide repeat phosphatase activity. Bases 1 to 981 code for a protein of 326 amino acids.